Molecule: messenger RNA, 5340 nt
Organism: Closterium sp. NIES-65
Lineage: Eukaryota; Viridiplantae; Streptophyta; Zygnematophyceae; Desmidiales; Closteriaceae
Source: the annotation of a GenBank genome assembly
AUGAAAGACGCGGGCAUCGGCCGGCGGCGCACCUCGUCCGCAUAUCACGCGGCUGGGGGCGGCCGACCCAGCUUAGGCGCGGGAGGCUUGAACAACGCGUCCUUGAGCAACGGCAGCUACAGCAGCAAUGGCCAUCGCAGCGACAUUGGCGCCGCGCCACCCGGCGCCACAGGGGCCGAUCGCCGCCUCGUGCCGCCCUCGUCGUCAGCCGCCGCGAGCCUCGUCGCCUCGCUGCUCCGCUUCCCGCGGCGCCGCUUCCAGCUGUGCGUGGCGCUGCUCCUCUGCUCCGCGCUGCUGCUGUGCGGCGCGUGGCUGCACCCCGCGCUGCACGCCGCGCUCCCCAGCAUCAAAACCCGCGCGGCGGACGUGCGACUUGCCGCCGAUGACACCGGCGAAGGCGGGGAGAGCAGCAGCAGCAGCAGCAGCAGCAGUAGAAGUAGUAGCGGUGGCGGCUCGGGCGCGCAGGAGGGGUAUUUCACGAUCAACUACGGGCUGUUCGGGCGGCGCCGCAUUCCGCACCGCGUGAUGCGGUUCCGCGUGGCGUACAUCCCGCUGCCGGACGUGGGCGAGGAGGGCGGCGCGGCGGGCAUGGGGCUGAUGUACGAGAAGGGCAAGGCAUGGAUGCUCGCCAACUCCUCGCAGAUCCUCUCGCGCUUCAAGGCCCCCGCCACUGCCGCCGCUGCCACCGCCAAGGGCGCGGGCGGCGCGGUCGGGGGUGCGGGCGGAAACGGCACGGCGGUUGGGGGGAGCGCGGGGGGGAACUCGAGCGCGGUGGCGUGCCUGCUGUGCGGGCGGAUCGGGUGGGGGCAGUGCCAGAACGACACGUGCGUGUGCCCCGCCUUCUACAGCGGCUCUGAGUGCCUCGUGCGUUCCGCCCCCCUCCCUACCCUCCCUACCCUCCCUCCCCUCCCUCCCCUCCCUCCCCUCCCUCCCCUCCCUCCCCUCCCUCCCCUCCCUCCCCCCUACCUUCCCUACCCUCCCUCCUCUCCCUCUUUCGGCCCCUUCCCCCAACGGUGUCCGCACAAUCCCCCCUCCCUUCCGCCCCCCUCUACCCCUCACCCCUCCUCGCCUUUUACACUCUUCCCCACUCGCCUCUACACAACCCUCCGCCAACCGGCCCGUCCCAACCCUCACCCCCGCAACCCCAUUCCCUCAACCCCCCACCGUCCACUCCCCUGUGCGCGCACCACCACCGUGGCGACCCCCCACGGCACGGCACUGGAGCAGAAGGAGCAGGAGCUGGCGGCGUUCCCGGGGCUGGCGGGGGUGGCGGCGCAGUACGUGGGGGACGUGGUGGUGAACCGGCACAACAUGGAGGGCCACCGCUGGCUGCUCGGCUUCGCCACUCCCGCCAUGCUCCGCCUUGUCGCCUCCGACCCUGCACUCACAGACGCCUCCGCUGCUGCUGCUGCUGCUGCUGACGCCGCCGCAGGGGGCGAGGGGGGUGAGGGGGGGGGAGUGCGGGCAGAAGGGGAGGGGGUGGUUGGGGGGGGAGGAGAAGGGGGCGAGGAGGAGGAGGUGGUGGAGGAGGAGGGGUUGCAGCGCGCAGUGAGGAAGCUGCGGAUGGUGGAUGCUGACCUGCUCGACGUGCUGCCCUUGACGGACGUGCUGCCAGCGGGGCAGGCGUUCAACUCGUGUGCAGUGGUGGGGGCGGGCGGCGCGCUGCUGGCCAUGCAGCUGGGCCGCGAGAUCGACUCGCACUCCGCCGUGCUGCGCUGCAACCGCGCCCGCACCCGAGGCUUUGAGGAGCAGGUGGGGCGGCGCACCAACUUCAGAGUGACAGACUACUACAGCUGGGGCUUCCAGGAGCGCGAUGAGAAGGUGCUGGUGCCCAUAGUGUCGCACACCACCGCACAGGGCCUCGUCACGGCGCGCAAGCGGUCGUACACGGUGCAGACGUACCCCAUCCACCCCGCCUUCAUGCAGUACGUCACCAGGAACGCCGGCCACGCGCCCACCGCGGGGUUCAUAGCGGUCAUGGUGGCGCUGCAGCGCUGCCAGCACAUCACACUUUAUGGCUUCACUUCAUCACCGCACUACCCAGCACCAUACCACUACUACGACCCGUGCCAGCGCAGCACCAAGCCGUGGCGCGAGCGCCGGGAGAGGGCGGUGCUGCUGGCUCUGGCGCAGGCCGGCUUCCUGCGCUUCCGCGAGCCCUGUGUGGCCGGUGAGAUGGCCUGUGUGGCCGGUGUUUGGCCUGUGUGGCCGGUGAGAUGGCCUGUGUGGCCGGUGAGAUGGCCUGUGUGGCCGGUGAGAUGGCCUGUGUGGCCGGUGAGAUGGCCUGUGUGGCCGGUGAGAUGGCCUGUGUGGCCGGUGAGAUGGCCUGUGUGGCCGGUGAGAUGGUCUGUGUGGCCGGUGAGAUGGCCUGUGUGGCCGGUGAGAUGGCCUGUGUGGCCGGUGAGAUGGCCUGUGUGGCCGGUGAGAUGGCCUGUGUGGCCGGUGAGAUGGCCUGUGUGGCCGGUGAGAUGGCCUGUGUGGCCGGUGAGAUGGCCUGUGUGGCUGGUGAGAUGGCCUGUGUGGCCGGUGAGAUGGCCUGUGUGGCCGGUGAGAUGGCCUGUGUGGCCGGUGAGAUGGCCUGUGUGGCCGCGUCCACUCCUUGUAUCCCUCCCUUGCACUUCUCUCAUCACCACUUGUGCCCCACUCAACUUCCCCUCCCAACCGCCCCCAACAUUCCCCGAUCUGCAACUGCGUGCAGAGUGCCAUGCCUCGCAGCACGACUGCACCUGCUGCUUUGCCAACUCGUCCGCCUCCUCCUUUCUCCCAACCACCACAACCGCCACCACACCGCUCCCCCCCGACUGCCCCCCCUGCAGCUUCACCCCGCGCGGCUGUCGCCCCCCUCCCCACUGGGCCCUGCGCCAGGCGUCUCCAGGUGCAGCAGAGGCAGCAGGGGCGCGGGGAAAGCAGCAAUUACAGCAGAGGGGGGAGGCACAAGUGGCAGUGGUGGGGGGUGGUGGACGUGGUGCGGGGCAAGUGACUAGUGGUGGUGGUGGUGGUGCUGCUGCUGCUGCUACCGCUGCUACCGCUGCUACCACUGCCACCACUGCUGCUGCGACUACUGCUGCUGGGGUUUCCACAGCCUCGUCAGCUGUUGCCACUGCUGCUGCUGCUGCUGGUCACACGCCAGAGCGCGCUGCUGCUGGCAGUGCUGACAGUGGGGCCAAGGGGGGCAUGGCAGGGGCAAGUAGAGCCAACGCUACAGCAGUUCCAGGUGCCACCAUCCCGGCUUCUACUGCUGCUGGUACCGCUGUUGCUGCCAAUGCUGCUGCUGUUGCUACUGCUUCUGAUGGUGGUAGUGGUGGUGGUGGUGGUGGUGGUGGUGGUGGUGGUGGUGGUGGUGGUGGUGGUGGUGGUGGUGGUGGUGGUGGUGGUGGUGGUGGUGGUGGUGGUGGUGGUGGUGGUGGUGGUGGUGGUGGUGGUGGCGGCGGCGGCGGCGCUGGUGCUGGUGCAGGUGCCGCGGAGAAUACCGGUGGGAACAAGAUGGCAGCGUCAAAGGAAGUGGAUGGAGGGGCGCAGGUGGAUGUAGAGGAGUGGGACGGCGUGCAUGUGGACGUGACCAAGCGCGAGCGGCUGUGGCCCGACUUCCCCACUGACUCCAACGACACUGCCAUCAGCUUCACAGAGCCCUGGAAACACAAGGACAAGAAGAAGAAAAAAAAAAAGAAGGCGGUGCAGGGGAAGGAUGGGGGGAAGGACGGUGUGAAGGCGGAGGGGAGGGAUGUGGUUGCGGGAGAUGCUGUGGAGGAGGGGAAGGAGAAGGAAGAGGUGAUGUCAGGUGGGACGAAGGAAAGUGGCGGAAGUGGAGCAUUGGAGAAGGAAGGAGGAGAGCAGGCCCAGGUGGGGGGGGGCACACAGGCGGCGAGCACAGGUGUGACGCUAACAGACAGGCAGCAGGAUGGCAUUGCAAAGGAAGGUGACUCAUCUGCUAUAACUGUGCAGUCACAGGUGACAAGGGAUGGGGAUGGAGGAGAGGGCAGAGGCAAAGGGAUAGCAGCAGGGGCAGGAGGAGAGAAGAAAGGUAAUGCAUCCGUUGGUUCGGGUGCAGUGUCAAUUGGUUCAGGUGCAGCUUCAGUUGGUUCGGGUGCAGCUUCGGUUGGUUCGGAUGCAGCUUCAGUUGGUUCGGGUGCAUCUUCUGGUUCGGGUGCAUCUUCUGGUUCGGGUGCAUCUUCUGGUUCGGGUGCAUCUUCUGGUUCGGGUGCAACUUCUGGUUCGGAUGCAGCAUCCGUUAGUUCAAGCACCGCGUCAGUUGGUUCGGUGGAAGGGUCAAGAGCAGUAGUAGCAUCAGCAGGGCGGGGAGCAGUGGCUGGUGAAUCGAGAGUGCAACAGCAGGGUGCAGCAGCGGCAGCAGGAAGCAGGGGGGGAGGAUCAGGAAAAGUCAAGGCAGGGGCGGGGGCGCAUGGGGCUGCGGAGAGUAACAGCACGCGCACCACAGGUGGAGGGCUGCAGGUGGCAGUGCCAAUAGCAGCAAAGCAGCCCCGUCACGAGCCGGAAGGAAAGGUUGGAGCCAAGGGGCACACGAGCAGUGGUAAGGAGAGUCGGAGUGCAGAGGUAGUGGGUAGCAAGGAGGCAGCUGGAGGCAGAGAGGCGGUAGGUGCGGCAGGUAGUGCAGCAGCAGCAGGAAAAGUUGCUGCUACUGCAGCAGGCAGCAAAACACUGGCAAGAGCAACAGCUGGAGGAGCAGCAGUGGGGCAAAAGGGAAAGGCAGGUGUUGCAGCAGCACAGGCAGGGACUAGUGUAGAUGGGAAGGUAGUUGCUGCUCACACGGGCAUCACACAGGGGAAGAAGGCUGCAGUGGCAGCAGGAGCUACAGCAACGCCAACGGGCACCAAAGUAGGGACUCAAACGUCUAGUGCAAGCAGUAAAGGCAAGGAAGUGGGUGGUGGAGCAAGGGUUGCGUCUACUGCAGGUGCAGUGAAGGGUGUGGCCUCGGUGAAAGGGGGGAGGGCGGCUCCUGCAGCAGCUGCAAAAAAAAGUGGAGGAAGUGGUCAGGAAGAAGCAGCCAAGGCAGGUGGGAGCAAAGGGCAGGUAGCACAGCAUCAGCAGCCACAGACAGCGAGGCGGCAAGAGGUGCAGAAGGACAGGGACAAGGGAAGCACAACAAACCCUGUGCAGAAGCAGCAAGGUUCCGCUGGUGGUGCAGAAGCCGCUGGGAGAAAACAGGUGCCAGCACAAAGUGGCAGUAAAGGAAGGUUAGCAAGUGCUAGCGUAUCGAAAAGAGGAAAAGUGGAUGUGAAUACUCAGCAGCAGAGUGCUCCAGCUGUGAAAACAAGUAGACAGGGAGGCAAAACUGUUGCAAGUAGAGGUGCCAACGCUAGUGAAACAAAAGCCCAAAGCUAA